Molecule: messenger RNA, 1911 nt
Organism: Drosophila bipectinata
Lineage: Eukaryota; Metazoa; Arthropoda; Insecta; Diptera; Drosophilidae
Gene: Acsf2
Product: Acyl-CoA synthetase family member 2
Biological process (GO): fatty acid metabolic process
Molecular function (GO): medium-chain fatty acid-CoA ligase activity
Source: RefSeq, a predicted model, not a curated record
GUGUGUUUGUGCCUAGUAUGGUUAUAACUUUAUACUAAACUAUAAAAAACAGCUGUGAUAUCCAACAUGUUGAACGGAAAGCUGCAAACUGUUUCCAGAUAUGCUUUGAGGCAGAAAUGUGUCUUUAAGUCGAUUCGCAGCAUCUCUACCUCACUACCAAUCCUGAUUAGCCACAAACACCAUGUGGGCAAAGAUCCACUGGUUUACCGAACUGUUGGAAGCCAAUUGGAACUAUCAGCAGCAGAGUUUGGAAAUACAGAGGCUAUCGUCUCGUGUCACGAGGGAAAGCGAUACACUUUUAAGAGCCUUUUGAAGGAAGCGGAUGGCCUGGCGGCGGGUCUGCUGAAGCUGGGACUAAAGCGUGGUGAUACAGUGGGUCUUUGGGCUCCAAACUAUAUGCACUGGUAUCUGGGAAUGAUGGGAGCUGCUAGAGCCGGUCUCACCUCGGUGGGAAUCAAUCCCGCCUUCCAGGGACCCGAGGUGGCCUACUGCCUGAAUAAAGUGAACAUAAAGGCUAUCAUUGCGCCAGAGUCCUUUAAGACCCAAAACUAUUACGAGAUUCUGAGAGACAUCUGCCCGGAGAUUGUGAACGCAGAAUCGGGCAAGAUCCGCAGUGAGAAGUUCCCGCAUCUGCAAUCCGUUAUCAUCAACAGUAACGACAGGUUGAAGGGUGCAAUUCGUUUCGACGACCUUCUGGACUUGGCCAACAAGUCGGAGCGGGAAGAGAUAUCUAAAAUCCAGAACCAAGUCCUUCCAGAGUCUCCUUGCAAUAUUCAGUUUACGUCAGGAACCACGGGAAAUCCCAAGGCGGCUGCUCUGUCCCAUUACAACUUCGUGAACAAUGGUAUCCAUGUGGGCAACCGGAACGAACUGGCCGGCGAAAGGAUCUGCGUUCAGGUGCCAAUGUUCCAUGCUUUUGGAGUGGUAAUCACGAUUAUGGGUGCGAUGACCAAGGGAGCCACUAUGGUACUCCCAGCCGCCGGUUUCAGUCCCAAAGACUCCCUCCAGGCGAUCGUCAAUGAAAAGUGUUCAGUCCUCCACGGAACACCAACCAUGUAUGUGGAUUUGGUGAACACCCAAAGGAAACUGAAACUGCCACUGGGCAGGAUCAAGAAAGCCGUUACCGGAGGUGCCAUUGUUUCGCCGCAACUUAUCAAGGAUGUUCGAGAGGUCCUUGGCGUAGAAUCCGUGCGAAGUGUGUACGGGCUGACGGAGACCACAGCUGUCAUCUUCCAGUCCCUGCCUGGUGACCAUGAUGACAUUGUCCUCAACUCAGUGGGUCACCUGCAGGAUCAUAUCGAGGCCAAGGUGGUGGAUGCCGAGGGCAAGUGCGUCCCUUACGGCCAGCCAGGGGAACUGUGUGUACGAGGAUACGUUACUAUGUUGGGCUACCACGGUGACGAAGAGAAGACCACCGAAACCAUUGGCAAGGACAAGUGGCUCCGCACUGGCGACCAGUUUAUCCUGGAGGAGAACGGAUACGGACGCAUCGUGGGCCGUCUCAAGGAAAUGAUAAUUCGCGGUGGCGAAAACAUUUUCCCCAAAGAGAUCGAAGACUUUUUAAAUGCCCAUCCGGACAUUAUCGAAGCACAUGUGAUAGGUGUUCCGGACGAGCGACUGGGCGAGGAGGUUUGCGCCUUUGUCCGCCUUAAUGAGGGCGUAGACCCUGCCUCCAUUACAGCAGAGGCUCUAAAGGCCUACAGCAAGGGAAAGCUGGCCCACUUCAAAAUACCUCGCUUUGUGAUUCCCGUAGACUCAUUCCCGAAGACUACCUCUGGCAAGAUCCAGAAGUUCAAACUAGUAAAAGCAUUUAAGGAGAGACAGAGUCAAGACCGCAAUACUGCCAGGGCUUAGAUAUAAAAUGCUUAUAUCUUAAUAAAUAAAACAAUAAAUUAAGUUUUUAAAAUUAAA